CCCAUUCCUUAGCGAUCCGCCAUUUUGGAAAGUACUGCAGAAGCCCUUCCCACCCAAAAGCCGAAAUUUGCCAAGGAAGUGGAAGUAAGCAUUAAUCUUUGAAAAUGUCUGGUGAUCGGGAAAAAGCGUCGAAGGUCAUAGAGAUGUGUAAAACCACAGAUGAGUUAGUACAGAUGGCUAAAAUGGCAGAGCAGGCCGAAAGAUUCGACGACAUGGCCCUGGCAAUGAAAAAGGUAACGGAACAGGAUAAGCAGUUGUCUACCGAAAAACGCAAUCUUCUUUCCGUGGCUUACAAAAAUGUCGUAGGUGCUCGUCGAUCGUCGUGGCGAGUUGUCUGUAUGAUUGAGAAAACGAAAGCGGAUAACCCAGCCAAGAAGGAGGCCGCCAAGGAAUUCAAAAAGAAGAUUGAGGAGGAAUUAAACAAAACUUGUCAUGAAGUUCUCCAGCUUUUGGAUGAAUAUCUAAUUAAAAAUGUCACAGAACCUGAUGGCAAUGUGUUUUACCUGAAGAUGAAGGGCGAUUACUACCGGUACCUCGCAGAGUUUUCUGAAGAUGACGCCAAAAGGAGUGUCAUAGAAAAUUCACAGGACGCCUAUAUGGCCGCUUACAAAAUGGCAUGUGAUACGAUGCCACCAACGCAUCCAAGCCGCUUGGGAUUGGCACUUAAUUUUUCAGUGUUUUACUACGAAAUUCUCGACUCGCCGGACAAGGCGUGCUCACUUGCAAAAGAAGCAUUCGACAAUGCGAUUGGCCAGAUUGAUGAGUUAGAUCAAGAUUCUUAUAAGGACAGUACCCUUAUUAUGCAGUUGCUAAGGGAUAAUCUCACACUGUGGACAUCUGACAACGCAGCAGAUAAUGAACAAGAAGCCCAAGACUAGACUAUAAACUAUAAACUAUAAUAAUUGUUCAAAAAAAAGAAAAAGAGAGGGACGGACAUUAUGUGACGGACAUCAACACAUGUGACAAUAUGACUUAAUAUAGUUCACAAGGAAAAUGUUUUUCGCAGUAGUACUAUAAACUAGCCACGAAAGCGCUUGGAAUAGCCGCCGACUUUGGAGGCAUUACUAUUCUUCUUUCUGUUCUACCAGAAUGCUUCCUGUUUUAAUGCAUGAGGGAAAGAAGCCCCUUGAAGGUAUUGUGAUCUGACAGGCCAUUAACAUGGCGAUUUCUGGGUUUGAUCCUAUGCUCCAGGGCAGACAGUUAUUCAGUAUGUGCUUGAGGGUGCGCAGGCAGCUUUCAUUGAAGAACAUUUUAAAACUAAUACAUUUGCGCAAAGCAACUGCAGGAUUGUGAUUUUUUUUUUGUCAUAAGAUUGAAGAAACUUACUGUUUCAUGUCUUAUAUUAAUAUGCUGUUUUGUUGUGCUGGAAAGAAGAAAAAAAUCCAUUACGCCAGCUGUGGACAUCAAGAUUAUAUUUACACUUUUUCAUAUCAUUUUCCCCCCUCUCUUCCCAAAAUGUAUACAUGUAUGUGUAUAUCUUAAUAUUUGUACCACUUGUGAGGAUAGUUUUGUUGGAAUUAUAGCAAUGUAAUUUUAUUGAAAAUUUGUAUGUCAUCUAGGUAAUGGAACAUAUUGACUUAGUUUUUUUUACAGAUUCAAGUGCCCACCUUUUAAUUUCCAUUUUUAUUCGUAGUGCUUGUAAAAUCACAUAUUGCAGCUGUCAUGUGUUCCGUAUAUGUUGAACCAUAAUAAAUCUGACCUGUA
Gigantopelta aegis is the source of this 1704-nucleotide messenger RNA. RefSeq names its product 14-3-3 protein beta/alpha-1-like. The transcript has a single exon. NCBI's taxonomy places the organism in Eukaryota, Metazoa, Mollusca, Gastropoda, Neomphalida, Peltospiridae. Gene Ontology annotation, cellular component: cytoplasm. The record is from RefSeq and is a predicted model, not a curated record. Bases 105 to 878 code for a protein of 257 amino acids. Gene Ontology annotation, biological process: signal transduction.